This is a messenger RNA of Myripristis murdjan (pinecone soldierfish), 2325 nucleotides long. RefSeq lists its product as uncharacterized. Gene Ontology annotation, molecular function: oxidoreductase activity, acting on paired donors, with incorporation or reduction of molecular oxygen, reduced ascorbate as one donor, and incorporation of one atom of oxygen. The record is from RefSeq and is a predicted model, not a curated record. The transcript has 12 exons. The coding region runs from base 202 to 2223 and encodes 673 amino acids. NCBI's taxonomy places the organism in Eukaryota, Metazoa, Chordata, Actinopteri, Holocentriformes, Holocentridae.
UUUUGACAGCCUGGGUUCAGCAGUUAAAAGGUCCUGUGAGGCUGCAGAGGUGUGUCUGUUUGGUGGGACAUGUCAGACAAGAGGCGCGUUAAAAAUAAAAUAAAAUAAACUAACACUAAAAAACAACAUUACAAAGCAAUGCCCAGGCUCGGACUUUGUGUUUUUUGAUGGUUCACCGUGGCAGACAGAUAAAACUACGACAUGGCUUCACUGUUUUGGAAGUUUGGGGUGUUUUGGCUCCUUGUUUUGGCGGUGGCGCAUGUGACUCUGGUUACCGCCGCACCGGUGGAGGAGACCGCGAAAGGAGAGGAGGCUGACGGUGAAACCUCGGACGACACGAUCAGUCUGAGGGCCAAGAAAGACGGGCUGUACCCGUCCCCGGAGCCCGGGGACCCCGCGCCGCCUUUCCGGGUCACCACCCUGGACGGGGAGUUCGAGUACCAGCCCGGAAAGCUGCGCGGCUCGCUGAUAAUCCACGCCUUCACCAACAAGUCGGGCUUCGUGGAGUGUUUGUGGGCCUCGGAGGCGUCCCGGACCGACCUGCUGCAGGACUUACCCCCCAGCGCCCAUGUCCUGUUCCUGUCCCUGGACGACUCCGCGGUCACUGAUGCGCUCUGGAUGCGGGACCAGCUGCACCAGGUCGCCGCCCACGGGAAGAAGGAGGUGCUGUCCCGGCUGCACUUCUGCCCCGUGCCGGCCUUCGCCCUCGGUAACUGGAUCCCCGGGGUGCUUUAUACCUGGGCUUGCGCGAGACGCAACUGCGGCCUGGCCCAGGUUGUCUUCACCUCUGAGGGGUGGAAGAUGCCGGUGAUCGUCAAGAGACUAGACGCCAGAUAUGAUUGGCUGAUGGUGCGUUGGGACGAGAAAUCGCACCAGCUGGUCGACGCCGGAAACGGGUGUGACCCCUCCUCGACGGUGGCGGGCGCCGUGGCCUGGGUGUCCGAGGGCAACUGCUCCUUCUUCACUAAGGUGCAGAACAUGGCCAAGUCCAACGCCUCCGGUGUCCUUGUGUACGCCCUCCCCGGCAACCCGAUCCAGGAUAUGAACUGUGAGGGGGACGAGUGCGACUCACCGCUGGGCAUCCCUGCUUCCAUGGUGCACCUGGAGCCCGCGGUCGCCCAGGCGCUCCGGUUUGACCAGCGGGUCAACGUGUCCUUCCAGAGAACUCCGUCCCCAAACCUCUUCAUCGGUAUCGACCAGCAGGGGGCGCUGGCUGAGAUGGGCUUGUUCCUCUACCCCACGUUCAAGUUCAUCAACUGGCAGGCACAGUGGUUUGACUUCUAUAAUUCGCUGCAGACCAGACUGCGGAGCCCUGCCCAAGUGGUUUCUGUUUUCGAUAAGGUCCAGAUGCAGGGCGACCGAGGAGCGGUGGCUACAGUGGACCUGCCACCAGACUUCCUGGACUUUGACACGCUGGAGCUGGACGCCUCCCUGUCCUGUCCCGGCAGGAGAGACCUGUCCUGCGCUCACUGGGAUCACACGGUGCAGCUGUUCGUCUGCUGCGACCACUUCAGCCCGUACUGCAACGUGGAGCUGGGACGCUGGAUCACCGCCUUCCGCAGAGGCAUUGGGCGCUGGCUGACAGACGUGUCGCCCCUCCUGCCGCUGCUGAACAGCGGCCGCUGCACCUUCACCAUGAAGACGGUGCCCUGGGCGAUGCCCUGGAUCGUCUCCCUCAACGUGCGCUUCAGCGACGCCAACCAGACCAGUGAUCAUCCUGCGAACAAGCUCCGCCCCUUCACGGUGAUGCCACUGUACAGCGGGGGCACCUUCGACAAGAACUACAACAAGAGAUACCGUCCAGUCAAAUUCUCCGUCCCGGCCUCAACCAAGCAGGUGGAGCUCUUCGCCGUCAUCACGGGCCACGGCAGCGACAACAACCGCUGCGGGGAAUUUUGUGUCACGUCCCACCACUUCCUGAUCAACGCCGUCUACAACAACACGCGCAUAUUUGACUCUGCAGGGUCACCUCUGGGCUGCACCAUGCGGGUGAAAGAGGGCGCCGUGCCCAAUGAGUACGGCACGUGGCUGUACGGGCGAGGAGGCUGGUGUGACGGACUGCAGGUCGACCCCUGGACGAUCGAUAUCACCAGACAGCUGGACAUGUCCGGGUCUGAAGCCAACACUCUGCUGUACUUCGGCUUGUAUGAGGGACGGGAUCCCAACCCGACACAGGACCCCGGCUACAUCAUCAUGACCUCGUUUCUCGUCUUCUACAAAUAACACCACUCUUGACAAUCGUUUUUUUUUUUUUUUUUUCCAAUGAAGAUGUAAAUGAAUGUGAUUGAUGUUGAAUGUUGUGCAAGUCUAAAUAAAAUCUCUAUU